This is a messenger RNA of Amaranthus tricolor (Joseph's coat), 697 nucleotides long. RefSeq names its product pathogenesis-related protein PR-1 type-like. The transcript has a single exon. The record is from RefSeq and is a predicted model, not a curated record. Gene Ontology annotation, cellular component: extracellular region. Lineage: Eukaryota; Viridiplantae; Streptophyta; Magnoliopsida; Caryophyllales; Amaranthaceae. The coding region runs from base 1 to 498 and encodes 165 amino acids.
AUGAGUUUUAUACAAAAAAAUAUUGUAUCAUUUUCGUGUUUUAUUUUUAUAACCCUAGUUUUAGCGCAAAUAUGUUUUGCUCAAAAUUCACCCCAAGACUAUGUUAACGCCCAUAAUGCAGCAAGAUCUGCGGUGGGCGUUGGAAACAUACAAUGGGAUGAAGGAGUUGCGAACUAUGCACGACAAUACGCCAACCAAAGGAUUGGUGAUUGUGCCAUGCGCCACUCCUCUGGGCCAUACGGAGAGAACCUUGCUUCUGGCAGCGGUGCCUUUAUGACAGGCACCGCUGCUGUGCAGAUGUGGGUAAAUGAGAAGGUCAAUUAUGACUACAAUUCCAAUACUUGUGCUCCUGGUAAGGUAUGUGGGCAUUAUACUCAAGUGGUUUGGCGUGACUCUGUCCGUGUUGGAUGUGCUAGGGUUCAAUGUAACAAUGGUUGGUAUUUUGUUACUUGCAAUUAUGCACCACCGGGCAAUGUUGUGGGACGGAGACCUUACUAAACUUCAAAUAAUGAAUCUGCUAUAAUCUAAGAAAAUUAGCUCAUUAGAGCAUAUCAGAUAACAGGAUUAGUGAACUAAUCUUGUAUCCUUACUGUAUUAAACAUGCAUGUAAUUUAAACAAAUGCUUUAAAUAAAGUGUUUAUCUACUCAAUUAACAUAUUAUAUAAGAUGAAGUGAUCAUCUAUCUCUGUUCGUUAAA